Molecule: messenger RNA, 1184 nt
Organism: Osmerus eperlanus (European smelt)
Lineage: Eukaryota; Metazoa; Chordata; Actinopteri; Osmeriformes; Osmeridae
Product: odorant receptor 131-2-like
Exons: 1
Coding region: 136-1107 (323 amino acids)
Biological process (GO): detection of chemical stimulus involved in sensory perception of smell; G protein-coupled receptor signaling pathway
Cellular component (GO): membrane
Molecular function (GO): olfactory receptor activity; odorant binding; G protein-coupled receptor activity
Source: RefSeq, a predicted model, not a curated record
UAAAGUAACAGAACUUUUCUCUAAAACAAUAGUAUUGUCAGCCCUAAUAAGCCUUGUUCAAGUUGGCAAGAAAUAUGUGCUGGUGUUUUCUAACACGAUAAAUAAUGUAUUUUUCUCUUCAGAUUUACCUCAAACAUGUCAAAUUCAACAGGACAGCAAAUCAACAUCACAACGCCCGAUAUGUUUCAGGUUUAUCUGGUGAAAGGACUUUAUGGAGCUUUCUCUGUGUCUCCAUCUUUUGUCUUCCUUUACAUCAAUGGCAUCAUGUUGUUCACUCUGAGGAGCAAGUCAGUCUUUAGAGAGACUCCUCGAUACCUCCUGCUGUAUAAUCUGCUCUUUGCUGACACCUUCCAGUUGGCAAUGGGUCAACUGCUCUUGAUCUUGUCUCUACCUCCAGUGUUUGUGACUCACUAUACAUGUGCAAUAAUGGUCUUGAUAACUGUCACAGUGACUGCUGUGUCUCCCUUGAACCUGGCGGUGAUGUCACUGGAGAGGUAUGUGGCUGUGUGCUUCCCACUGAGGCACUCUGCCAUCGUCACCGUCAACAACACAGGUGUGUCUAUUGGUGUGGUGUGGGCUCUCUCCAGCAUCAACCCACUGAUACGGUUAAUUCUUCUGGUUCUGUAUGAGGCAUUUUCUGCGGAUCAGAUAAUGCAGCAAUUCUGUGCUAUGGACGCACUUUUCUACAGUAUAGUCUCACAGGAAUAUGAUAAAGCCUUAACGGCUGUCACUUUUACAUCUGUGGGUAUUGUAAUCUUGUGCUCCUACUUUGGUGUGACAACAGUAGCCAGAUCUGCUUCCUCAGACAAAGCCUCGACCACCAAGGCCCGCAACACAGUUCUCCUCCACAUGAUUCAGCUGCUUCUGUGUCUCUCCACCUCUCUUUCCGGUAUACUAAUGGGAUAUAUAUAUAGACUUGGAACACUGAAUCGAACUGCAAGGUUAGUUGUUGGUUAUAUUUUCUUCAUAUUCAUUGUAACCUUGCCCAGGUGCCUGAGCAGUCUGAUAUAUGGUCUGAGAGACCAAACCAUCAGACUUGUAUUCCUGCAUCACCUCCGGUGUGCUCUCUGGACAGGUGGGCUCAGUUUAGCAACAGAUAAACACUGAGGGCCACAUUACUGAAAUGGAAAUUACAUUUAUCAUGGUCUUUCUGCUUAAUAAAUACAAAUACUUUGUAUGGCAAU